GUAGGAUUUGUCAUUUUCUAAUUCACUGUGACUUGAAAAUGGUUGAAACUUGAUAUCAUAGCUGCUAUUAUCAACUUCAGGACGUACCAACAAGAGCUGUCAGUCAAAUCAUCAAGCUUAUUCUCAAAUAAAAAACACAAUUGAGUUAAUGUCUGGAUGGUAACGUGCUUUGCUAUUACUAUCAACACUUGAGAAAAAUUUGCAAGAUGGAGUCAAUUAGCUUUCUUCAUGAUCUCAGAUAUACUACUUCAAAGGUUAUCAUCCCUAAACGGUGCACUGUCAAAGUAACAUGGCCAGACCGGGAUGCUCAUACAAAUCUAACAUAUAUUGACUCUGAUAUUUAUGUCUCUUUUAAGGAAAGAUACAGGGGGUGUGAGCCACCAGAUAGUACCAAUUUACCUUUCAGAGCUGAACAUGAUUCUAUCAUAACUCAAAAUGAUUAUGAACAUCCCGAAUGCUCACAUGUGUUAGGUGCUCAAUUUAAUCACAAGCUAGCUUUUUAUUCUGAAGAAAAAUCGAAGGAUGGAACGCGUAGCUGUCUUGAGCUUGAAAUGACCAAGGCUGGGGUUGAGAUCAAAAGGUUUAACAACAUCAUGCUGGAACGCGGUGCUGAUGAAAACUACAACGAAGGGUUCAACAAUAUCAACCUGGUUAAAGAUGGGAAAUUGAAUAUUUCUUAUAAUGAUGAUAACUCUUCGGAAGAUAGUAAUGACUUUUUAACACCAAGCUCAACCAAUACCACUACAACAGAAUCAUGCGUGCCAGCUGCGGACUACAAAUUUGGACCAAAUCUUGAUAUAGUGUUCAAAUACAGUUUUUACACGGGUGACCAUGGCGUAUUCACUUGCGUUAAGAGUCCUUUCUCUGGAACAAAUCCAAUGAGGGUGUAUAUUGGCAAAUGUUAA
Molecule: messenger RNA, 905 nt
Organism: Hansenula anomala
Lineage: Eukaryota; Fungi; Ascomycota; Saccharomycetes; Phaffomycetales; Wickerhamomycetaceae
Exons: 1
Coding region: 207-905 (232 amino acids)
Source: RefSeq, a predicted model, not a curated record